UAUAACGCUGUCAUUAUAUAUAUCGAAGAUACAGGGUGAUUCUAUUGCUAGUAGAGUAGAAAAGGAAUUCUCACAGGCUGUUUUCCUUAUUGUUCCAAACGAAAGAAUCACUCUAUAUAAGGUAGAUGACACAAUCAUCGACGCGUGGACGUUACUCUUGGUUACAAAGUAUAUCGAACGAACAUGUGUACAAUGAACAAAACCUCGUCUAAUGAUAAGUAUGACUUCCCUUUAAACGUGUAAUAAACCUAUAAUUGCUCGCGUGUAAAUUAGUGUAAAAUUUGAACAAAUGUAUUGAUUAAAUCUUCUAAAAUUUCGGAGAAUUAUUGUAACUAGUUUAUUUAAAAACUUGUAUGAAAUAUUUGUCUUUAAAUAUGAACGAAGUUGGUCCGUCCUUAGUAACAACUUAUGCUUUUAAAAAUGGUAAAGAAUAUAUUGUAAAGAUAAAAGUUACUUCCGUAAAAGGAUGUCAACGCAGUUUAGAGCUCGCUGUUACUGAUAAAUAUACCGCUGAAAGCUGGCAGUCCUCAUACGAUGCCGCAUAUAUUGAAAACUUGACACAUAAAACUGGAAAUUACAAGCAUUUCGACGUAUUUGCGGCUAUGCUCCAGUCUGGCUUGUUGAAAGUAAAAUUUGUACUUUGAAUUCAAAGUAAAAUAAAUGAAAUUAAAAAAGGUGAA
This is a messenger RNA of Megachile rotundata (alfalfa leafcutting bee), 680 nucleotides long. RefSeq names its product centrosomal protein CCDC61. The record is from RefSeq and is a predicted model, not a curated record. Lineage: Eukaryota; Metazoa; Arthropoda; Insecta; Hymenoptera; Megachilidae.